CAGCAGAGCGGCACAGUCCUCCUCUGUAGAGCCUCCUCUGUAGAGCCCUCUCCUGGGAACACACUCCAUAAGGAAUCAGCGCAGAACAGCUGACCUCCUAGUCAGUCUCUGAGUCCCUCCUCCCCUUGAGAGGAUGUCCGUGAGCCUGGCUGGGGAGGACAUCCAGGCGGAGGGGGCUAUUGGAAGUAGUGGAGCGUUCGAUGAUGACUUGAUGAUGAAGCUCUCCCCGUCCCCUGAACCUUGCCAGGGACAGGAGGGUGCUGGGGGCACCGGGGAGGGCAUGGAGGCAGAGGAGAGCGCCACACAGGACUCRCAGAGGCGUACUCAGAACCACGGCCAUGGCAGGAAAAGGGCCAGGUCCAAUGCCAAGCUGAAGCUGGUGAGGAGCCUGGCGGUGUGUGAGGAGUCAUCAGGUCCGUUCUGUACUGACGGACCUCCAGACAUUAUCCAGCUCCACAUCAGCUGUCCCUCAGACAAGGAGGAGGAGAAGUCUUCUAAGGAUGACUAUGAGAACGAGGAUGAGAAGGAGAAGAAGGACAGGACUCCACGCAAGAUGUUGUCACGAGUAACCAGUACAAGAAGUUUCCCCAGAUGACGUCGUACCACCGCAUGCUGUUGCACCGUGUAGCGGCCUACUUUGGCAUGGACCACAACGUAGACCAGACUGGCAAGGCCGUCAUCAUUAACAAGACUGGCAACACACGCAUCCCAGAGCAGAGGUUCUCAGAGCACAUCAAGGAUGAGAGGAACACGGAUUUCCAGAAGAAGUUUAUCCUCAAGAGAGACGACGCCAGUAUGGACAAGGAUGAUAAUCAGAUCCGCGUGCCGCUGUCGGACGGGCGGCGCAGCAAAUCGAUAGAGGAGAGGGAGGAGGAGUAUCAGAGAGUACGAGACCGGAUCUUUUCCCGAGAAUCCUCUCAAAAUGGAUACAUCAACGACAACAGACUUUCCCCUGAAGGCUACUCCUCUACCUCUCAAAAGAGGAGGCAGAUCUUUCGGGGUAACCUUGAGAGCUCCAGCCGUGCGUCCAGCAGUCGUCAGAGCAGCACUGACAGUGAUAUGAAGUGCCUGGAACCAAGACCCUGGAGCAGCACAGACUCCGAUAGUUCAAACAGGACCCUGCGGCCCCCGGUCACCAAGGCAUCCAGCUUCUCUGGCAUCUCCAUUCUGACCAGAGGAGAUAGUCUGGGCAGCAACAAGAGCUCUCAGGGCAGCUGUAGGGGCUCACGCACUGGACUCCCACUGGUGAGUCCAGACAUGUGUCCCCAGCCCCCAGUCCCCCAGCCUGGCCCCUGCCCCGGGGGUCGCAGUCUGCUGCCCUGCCCCUCSCAGGUCCAGGCCCAGCCCCCCCAGACCGCCCUACUGCCCACCCCACAGCAACACCCCAUGGGCAACUAUAACCAUAACCACAUGACUCAGCCGGUGGGGUCUCUGCAGCCCUCUCAACCUGUGUCCUACUCUUCCUCCUGUCCCCAGGUCCUCCUGCCUGUCUCUUCCCCCCAGCAGUACAUGGGUGAGGAGCUGGCUCCCCACUUCARCCAGAUGACUCUGAGUCGACAGAGUUCCAGCGAGGCCCCGGAGCCCCCCGCCAUAUACCAGACCCAGGGGCCCACUGUCCUCACCCAACACCCCCCACCCCAGGCGGGCUAUAUCAUGGCCACCACGGCCCAGCCCCUGGCCCCUCAGUCUGGCUACCAGCCUAACACCAGACACCUCCAUCAUCCUCCUCCUCCUCCUCCUCCACCCCCUCCCUCCCAGACCAUCAUGCAGCCCCCACCACCGCCGCAGGGGUACCUGCAGCCGUCUCCCCCUCAACAGAUAUCUUACCCCAGCACAGGGCAGCAGUACCCCAKCCCUGGGCAACAGUACCCCAGCCCUGGGCAACAGUACCCCAGCCCUGGGCAGCAGUACCCCAGCCCUGGGCAGCAGUACCCCAGCACAGGGCAACAGUACCUCAGCCCUGGGCAACAGUACCCCAGCCCUGGGCAACAGUACCCCAGCCCUGGGCAACAGUACCCCAGCCCUGGGCAACAGUACCCCAGCACAGGGCAACAGUACCCCAGCACAGGGCAACAGUACCCCAGCCCUGGGCAGCAGUACCCCAGCACAGGGCAACAGUACCCCAGCCCAGGGCAGCAGUACCGGCCUGGACCCAUGUCUCACCAGGUGUCCUACCCUGCCCAGCCCAUGCCCCAGCCCAUGGCUCAGCCCACACAGCAGUCUGCAGCUCUCCAGACCAUGAUGCCCAGCCAGCAGCCCCAGUACCAGGGAAUGAUAGGAGUACCCCAGCAGCCCCAGAACCAGGCUCUCCUCACCUCCCAGGGGCAGGGCAUGCAUGGACAGGUGACGGCCAUGAUGGUCCAGUACCCACAGAUGCCCUCAUAUCAGCAGGUCCCUGUGGCCAGUGACUCUCAACAGAUGAUCCAGCACCAGCAGUACCAGCAGCAGGUCAUGGUGCCAGUCAGCCAGUCUCUACAGACUGUCCAGGGGCCCAUGCCCGUAUACUACAGCGUCAUCACCCCCACACAACAGAACAGCACAAGUCCAUCAGUAGGGUACCUGCAGCCCAGCUCAGAGCAGUACCAGAUGAACCCGUCUACUUCUCCCUGCAACCCUCCACAGAUGCAGCAGCAAUAUUCAGGGGUGGCUCCCCCACAGCCUGGGGUGAUGGUCAUGCAGCUUAGUGUCCCCAACGGACCCCAGCCUACCCACAACCCUCCUCUGGUACAGUGGAACCCCUGCAAAUACUACAGCCUAGAGCAGAGACCCAGUAAGCCUGGAGACCUCUACAAAUCUGACAACACACAGCAGACGAGUACACAGACGCAGAGCAGUCCCCUGUCCUCCCCCACCCAGUCUCCUACCCCCUCCCCCUCAGGCAGCGUGAGCAGCGUCUGUCCAGGCCUCGGCCCUCUGUCCCUACUGUCACAGUUCCCCCGGCCCGGACCAGGGCCCGUACAAGGUGACGGGUGCUACUCUCUGUUGGGCCAGCCUCUCCAGUACAGCCUCUGUCCCUCUCCUCUCAUCCACAGCCAGACCAAUUACAGCUCACAUCAGAGCCAAGUAGGAAUGAAGCAUGGGGCGAGAGGGAAGAGACAGACACUGAAGUCUCAAUCUACAGACCUGGGGACCACUGACGUCGUGGUGAGUCGGGUGCUGGAGGUGACAGAUCUCCCAGAGGGCAUCAGUCGCCCUGAGGCCGAGAAGCUCUUCAACCAGCUGUCCAUGUGCGGUGCGAAGAUCCAGUGGCUCAAGGACCCGGUGGUGGGGGGCCGUGGAGGCUACUGUGGCCCAGGAGGGCAUCACGGUCCUGGGGUUGGGAUGGGGCCUGGAGGGGGGAAGGGCGACGGCCGCGGCAGCGACCCGGCUCACCUCUACACGGUGGUGGCUGUGUUCCCUUCCACCAUGGCUGCACAGAGUGCUUCCUUCAAACUCAACAACAGUGGGGCGAGCCUCUUCAAACUGAGGGCCGCCAAAAAGAACUAUGACCUAAGAGUGCUGGAGAGGGCCAGCUCCCAGUGAAAAGAAAGUAGAGAAGGGACUUUUGAAAAGUAGGAGUGGUAAGGAGUUGGACUGAGGGGACUGAGCAGUUUGGACGGACAGGAAAGUGGGACAAGACGUCACACGUUAAGGGGAACAGGUGAACACAGAACACAAACUGAGAAGAUGGUGUUUGCAAAAUAUGAAAAUAUAUUUUCAUUUUCAAUUGUUUUGUUUUAUAUUAUUGAUACCUAAAGAGCACAUUAGAUACGUGAGCAUGUGGAUCACUGUUGCUGUGUAUUUGUGCUAACACCCACGUCCAUGCACAGACAGGCAACAGGGUCACGUGGCGCUCCUGAACACACUGGACAGUCAACUUCAGUCCAUCCUUCCCUUCGCUCUCCUCCAGACUUCCUCCUCUUGCUCUCUAACUCUCUCUCUCUCUAGCUCUCUAACUCUCUAGCUC
Salvelinus sp. IW2-2015 is the source of this 3946-nucleotide messenger RNA. The record is from RefSeq and is a predicted model, not a curated record. Lineage: Eukaryota; Metazoa; Chordata; Actinopteri; Salmoniformes; Salmonidae.